Messenger RNA from Oncorhynchus mykiss (rainbow trout), 2742 nucleotides. RefSeq names its product homeobox protein XHOX-3-like. Gene Ontology annotation, biological process: regulation of transcription by RNA polymerase II. The record is from RefSeq and is a predicted model, not a curated record. Gene Ontology annotation, cellular component: nucleus. Gene Ontology annotation, molecular function: DNA-binding transcription factor activity, RNA polymerase II-specific; RNA polymerase II cis-regulatory region sequence-specific DNA binding. NCBI's taxonomy places the organism in Eukaryota, Metazoa, Chordata, Actinopteri, Salmoniformes, Salmonidae.
CUCCCAGAGCUCGUGCUGCACUCUGGAGCGCUCGCCUCGCAGGGUCAGAACGUAUGCUCUCUUCUCUUCUCUCAUUUCAAUCCAUUCCUCUUCUCUUUUCUCCACUCUCACGACUGAAUCCCUUCGCCACCCGUAGUGUCACAGCCAGAUUGUGCUAUUUCCAUAGUAGCGAUUUGGCGCUGGUUUAUUCCACGCGCUUUCGUUUGUUCGUUCGUCGGUAAUGGAAAACAGAAAAGAGAUGGUGAUGCUUCCGGAAGGAGGUCAACUUGGCACGGCAGUUGGCAAGACUGGCUCUAAUUUGUCGGAAGCAGUUGGAAGCCCCGCGCGAGAAUCACAAGGCAAAACGGUCCACAGGAACUACACCAGCCCCGGUUCUGCGCCCUACUCGCGAGACAGAGCGGACGAGGAGGCGAAGAGCGCACGGGGACGCGUGUGCGCCGAUAUAAGGUCGGUUGGCAUGUCCUCUUCAACCGAGAGACAUCGAUUAGAUCACACCAACAAAGAAGCUAGCAGCUCGGACACAGAGUCUGACUUCUAUGAAGAAAUUGAUGUGAGCUGCACGCCAGAAAGCAUGGACUACCCCAACGGGAAAGGUCGAAACGGUGAUUCCCCCAUCCACCCGAGUGACAGCGGUAUGGAUCCUGGUAAAAUGGGAUUGGGCCAGGUUUCGCUGUCCUACGGAGCUGACGCGAUGCGACGGUACCGGACAGCCUUUACUCGGGAGCAAAUCGGCCGGUUGGAGAAGGAAUUCUACCGGGAGAAUUACGUGUCCAGGCCGAGGAGAUGCGAACUGGCGGCUUCACUAAAUUUACCAGAAACCACUAUCAAGGUGUGGUUCCAGAACCGCCGGAUGAAGGACAAGCGGCAGCGUCUGGCCAUGACGUGGCCUCACCCCGCCGACCCCGCAUUCUACACCUACAUGAUGAGUCACGCGGCCGCCACCGGGAACCUGGGCUACCCCUUCCCGUCCCACCUACCAUUACCGUAUUACUCCCACCUUGGGGUCGGAGCCGGCUCGGCCUCCUCCGCCACCCCAUUCUCCAACCCCCUCAGGUCCCUUGACAGUUUCCGGAUGUUGUCUCACCCCUACCAGAGGCCGGAGCUUCUGUGUUCGUUCAGGCACCCGCCCCUGUACCCCAGCCCGGCCCACGGCCUCGGUCCCGGGGGGAGCCCCUGCUCCUGCCUCGCCUGUCACUCCGCUCAAUCAAACGGCCUUCAACAGAGGCCUACCGGGUCAGAUUUCCCGUGCUCCCCAACGAGCAGGACUGACGCGUUUUUGACGUUUACUCCGUCGGUGCUGAGCAAGUCCUCGCCGGGGACUUUGGACCAGAGAGAGGAGGUGCCAUUGAACAGAUAAAACGAAGAGAGCACAUCCACAUGUGUUCAUUGGACUGGGUCAAACAAGCGCAGAAAAAGGCCAUAAUCUUUUAUCAAACUUAGAGAAAAAAACAUGAACAUGACCCAAACAGCAUGAAUACAACGAUCACGUGGAGCAUACUCCAUACAAGCAGCAGCAUAAACGACAGAUACCGCAGUGCGCGCUGUUACAUACACCUGCUACUACAAAAAGGAGAGAUGAACGCGCUCAGGCGCAAACAAUUUGCCUAUUUUGUUUUUAAGCUAUAUGUUUUCUAGCACCAACGCGACGAUCUCACACAUCAUGACAGUCUAUCCACUGAAAAAUAAUAAUUUCAGUUGUAAAACCCCAUGCAGACUAUGAAACAUUAUGAGAUCGGACAAAAAACACAUUUGAUUUAUUGAAGAUGAAUUUGGUGCGAGGAAAGAGAGAGCCCGGGUGGACUGGGAAUUACAGACAACCGUUUAUCUCCGUGAUGGAUGGCGUUAACGAUUAAUCUUUAGACCUAUCUAUAGUCUCUUCAGAUUUCCAAAUUGACCUGUUUUGUAAAUUUCACUAGAAUGGUCUAUUCCAACUUCCUUUUUAACAAGGGAAUGUGUUAACAGACUGCACCGUCUCAUUGUGGCUCUCUAUCUCCCUACCCGAGCCUCCCUUUCUGACGUGUUGGGGCCGAAAUGUGCAGAUGCUGGUAAAAUUAGUAAGUGAUGUAGGCCUAUACGUACGUGGUGGAUGGGUUUUGAGUGUUGAAUAAAUGAUAAUACCGGCGCGCGCGGAGGCGGUGGAGGGUUCGUUGCUGCCAAACCGUAACAAGGCGUCAGGGGAACGGAUUAGCUCGCGCUGGCUUGACGGGGAAGAGGAGGAGAGGUGACGGGAGUCUGAGAAGAGGACGAGGGAGAAACGGAGAGGAGGAUAUAGAAGGGAAAGGGAAGAGAGAAGUCAUUGGACAAUCACUCCAGGCAAAUUAGGCCGAGUUCGUUUGCUCGAGCUGCUGAUCUCACCCAUAUACCCUCGACUGAACACUUGCCACCUCUCUCCCCCUGCCUCCCCAAUUCUUCUGCAUCCUACUUCACCCUCAGCCAAUGUUCAUAAUACCGAAUGCUUGGAUCAAUGCAUUUAUAACGACUGAUUCUGAAAGAAAAGCCUUAUAUUUAUUAGCCUACUCGUUCUAAAAUAUUUGGGGGAAAUUGCUAUUAUUUCUUUAUGUCAAUUUCUCGCUUUGCACUGUUACUGACAUAGUAUUUCAUCGAAAUAACCCUGUCAUGUUUUAUGGGUAGUACUGUAAAAAGGCUCAAGAGAGCGAAUUCAUAUAAGUGCAGAACUCUGGUCAUUUUUGCUGAAUAAAUUGUUGGAUUGUUCUGGACUUCAAAUUUGCAAUAAACAGCGUU